CACACAAGGCCCAAACUACUCCACACUCCAUAGCUAAGCAAAACAUAACAAAACAAAAUAAAUUGCCAUUUGCUUCAAUAACAAUGGUCGUCGAUACAUCAAUUUUACGGCGCACGAUACGUCCCCAUCUCGUAACUUUCCUCGCUGGCUCACGUUAGCAUCUCCACACGCUGCAUUAUCAUUGGCAGUUGUUCGGUUCCAUAAAGGCGUAACGCUCCGGAUUCGAGGGAGGAGGUGUCGCCACUCGCCACUCGCCACUCGCCACCGCCCUUGCGUUUGCUUCUCUUGUCGAUUCCUCCUCGGAAUUCUACAGAUCAGGUCUCUGCUGGGCGGAUAUGGGUGAAGAAGAAGACUCCGUGACGGUGGAUCAGAACAGUUGCAAAGUGCUUACAUUGCCCACCUUGUUAACCCUUGGCCGUGUAGCUGCCGUUCCGAUCCUCGUCGCGACGUUUUACGUUGAUUGUUGGUGGGGGAGAACUGCCACAACAAGUCUUUUCAUUGCAGCCGCCAUUACAGAUUGGCUUGACGGAUAUAUUGCACGGAAGAUGAGAUUAGGUUCUGCUUUUGGUGCUUUUUUGGAUCCAGUGGCUGAUAAGCUUAUGGUAGCAGCAACAUUGAUAUUGCUGUGUACUAAACCUAUGGACGCUCUUGUCUUAGGACCAGUUCCAUGGUUAGUGACAGUACCUUCCAUUGCCAUUAUUGGUAGAGAGAUUACUAUGUCAGCAGUAAGAGAAUGGGCUGCGUCUCAAAAUGGCAAGCUUUCCAAGGCUGUUGCUGUAAAUAGCUUGGGAAAGUGGAAAACUGCAACGCAGAUGAUAGCGCUAACCAUACUGCUUGCAAGCCGAGAUAGCAGUUUUGAGAGGCUAUUACCUUCGGGUAUUGGGUUGCUCUAUGUAUCUGCAGGGCUCUCUAUAUGGUCUUUAGUUGUUUAUAUGAGACAGAUUAUGAGAGUACUGCUAAAGAAGUAGCAAAAUUUUCUUUCUUUGGCUUUUGCUUUCAGUAUAUACACAUAUAAUGGAAGACUUGCCAGCCUCAUUUUUUUUA
This is a messenger RNA of Raphanus sativus (radish), 1044 nucleotides long. Its product is annotated as CDP-diacylglycerol--glycerol-3-phosphate 3-phosphatidyltransferase 2. Gene Ontology annotation, cellular component: chloroplast envelope; membrane. The transcript has 6 exons. Gene Ontology annotation, biological process: glycerophospholipid biosynthetic process. Gene Ontology annotation, molecular function: CDP-diacylglycerol-glycerol-3-phosphate 3-phosphatidyltransferase activity. The coding region runs from base 336 to 968 and encodes 210 amino acids. The record is from RefSeq and is a predicted model, not a curated record. Lineage: Eukaryota; Viridiplantae; Streptophyta; Magnoliopsida; Brassicales; Brassicaceae.